Paramormyrops kingsleyae is the source of this 6442-nucleotide messenger RNA. It is a transcript of the gene skia, whose product is annotated as v-ski avian sarcoma viral oncogene homolog a. Gene Ontology annotation, molecular function: DNA-binding transcription factor activity, RNA polymerase II-specific; RNA polymerase II cis-regulatory region sequence-specific DNA binding; SMAD binding. NCBI's taxonomy places the organism in Eukaryota, Metazoa, Chordata, Actinopteri, Osteoglossiformes, Mormyridae. The record is from RefSeq and is a predicted model, not a curated record. Gene Ontology annotation, cellular component: transcription regulator complex; nucleus; cytoplasm. Gene Ontology annotation, biological process: negative regulation of BMP signaling pathway; negative regulation of transforming growth factor beta receptor signaling pathway; negative regulation of transcription by RNA polymerase II.
AAAGAGAGAGAGAGACAGAGAGAGAGGGCGAGAGAGCGCAGGCUUGCUCGCUGGCUGGCGAUCGCGACGCAGACAUAGCUUACUGCAAAGGCAGACAGUGUGGAUGCAACGUCUACCACUGCAGGAAAAAGACAGUGAGAAGAGGGACGAAAAGUGUGUGGAGUGUCUAUGGUCGCCGAUACCACCCAAAAGGCGAAGCUCCGUCACGCAUUUCCGUACUUUUCGUGGAACUUGGACGUGUAUUUCCUUCGCUGUUGGGAUCAGAAAGACGAGUUGGUAGAUAUGGACAGUAGGGAAUCUAUUACUGCAGGGGAAGACGCGCCGGUGUUACUAUACGCCUAGUCGGGGGAAUUGGAAACGCGCGGCUCGGGACUUUUUUUUUGCUGGAUGUUUGAUGAAGCGCCUUCCCCGUUUUGCUAACUCUGGGAGACCCUGGAUUUACAAGGAAUCGGGACCUAUCAGGAAUAUCGAUUGCAUCAGUUUCCUCGCCUCAAACGGAACUUUCUCUUUUGCAGUAGUACGCAAAACAUGGAGCCUCGACAAAGCUUCCAGCCACAUCCAGGACUGCAACAAACUCUGAAACAGUUUCAUCUGAGUUCUAUGAGUUCCCUGGGAGGUCCGGCGGCUUUCUCUGCGAGAUGGCAACAUGAUCUGCUGUUCAAGAAGGAUGCUAAAGACCCGGAGCCAGUGCUUCAUCUUCCCAUGCAGCCGCCCCCAGUAAUGCCGGGACCCCUGUUCAUCCCAUCGGACCGCUCGACCGAAAGGUGCGAGACGGUGCUGGAGAGUGAGACCAUCUCCUGCUUCGUAGUCGGGGGCGAGAAGCGCCUCUGUCUGCCUCAGAUCCUCAACACGGUGCUGCGGGAUUUCUCACUCCAGCAGAUCAACUCGGUGUGCGACGACCUCCACAUCUACUGCUCCAGGUGUACCGCGGACCAGCUGGAGAUCCUCAAAGUCAUGGGGAUCCUGCCGUUCUCGGCGCCGUCGUGCGGCCUCAUCACCAAAACGGAUGCGGAGCGCCUCUGCAAUGCCCUGAUUUACGGGGGCACAUACCCCCCGCACUGCAAAAAGGAGUUCGCCGGCUCCCUGGAGCUGGAGCUGACGGAGAAGAGCUUCAAGGUGUACCACGAGUGCUUCGGGAAGUGUAAGGGACUCUUCGUGCCGGAGUUGUACACCAGCCCCAACGCCGCCUGCAUCCAGUGCAUGGACUGCAGGCUUAUGUACCCGACCCAUAAGUUCGUGGUGCACAGUCACAAAUCGCUGGAGAACAGGACUUGCCACUGGGGUUUUGACUCCGCCAACUGGAGGGCGUACGUUCUCCUCAGCCAGGAUUACACGGGGAAGGAGGAGAAGAGGCGUCUGGAGCAGCUUUUAGACGAAAUCAAAGAAAAAUUCGACUUCGCCAACAAGUAUAAGAGGAAAGCGUCCAAGGCUCCAGACUCCAUCCCAGCCAAGAAGUCGAAACAUGAGGACUUCUCGCAUUCUCCGUCAGCUGAUAAGGAGAAGCCUUCUGAUUGGCUGCGGCCUCUCGCGGCCUCUGCAAAUAAGGGUCUCUGCCAGCCCAGACAGAGGCCGUCCGCUUUCCGGCCAUGGUCCCCCAGCGUCUCUUCCGGCGAGAAGGAGGUGCCCAGCCGACUGACAGCAGUACUUCGGGACAGCUUUUACAACUACAAAAGUCUGGAGAGUUCCGUGGCCCCCAACGUGGCCCUGACACCCCUCCCCCUGCACAAGACGGGCCAGCUCUCUCCGGCCACUCCCAGCACCUCCCACUGUACUGGUGAGGAGGCACAGGCUGAGGCUACGGGCAGCCGGUCCAGGAAGAGGAGGGCGACGGGCGACGGCCAGGUGGCUUCCGAGCCCCCCAGUGCCUCUGCGACUGCAUCAGCCGGCAGGGCCCCCCAGGAGGACAAGGACUCUGAGGUGGAGAUCGAGGUGGAGAGCCGUGAGGAAUUUACCUCCUCCCUGUCAUCCCUGUCCUCCCCCUCCUUCACCUCCUCGAGCUCCGCCAAGGACCUGAGCUCCCCGGGCACGCAGGCCCCCGCCCCCCUUCCAGAGAACCACGGGCCAGCCCUGGAGUCGGAGCUGGAGGCGCUCCGCCAGGCCCUGGAUGGAGGCCUGGAAUCCCGGGAGGCCAAGGAGAAGUUUCUCCACGAGAUCAUCAAGAUGAGGGUGAAGCAGGAGGAGAAGCUGGGUUCGGCCCUGCAGGCCAAGCGGAGCCUUCAGCAGGAGCUGGAGUUCCUGCGGGUGGCCAAGAAGGAGAAGCUGCGGGAGGCCACGGAGGCCAAGCGCAACCUGCGGAAGGAGAUCGAGCGUCUGCGCGCCGACAGCGAGAAGAAGAUGAAGGAGGCGGCGGAGUCGCGGGCGCGGCUGAAGAGGGAGCUUGAACAGGCCCGGCAGCUGCGCGUCUGCGACAAGGGCUGCGAGGCCGGCCGGCUGCGCGCCAAGUACUCUGCGCAGAUCGAGGAGCUGCAGCUGAAACUGCAGCACGCGGAGGCGGACCGCGAGCAGCUGCGGGCAGAUCUGCUGCACGAGCGUGAGGCCCGCAAGCACCUGGAGAAGGUGGUCAAGGAACUGCAGGAGCAGCUGGGCCCCAAGGACCCCCAGAACUGAAGGCUGGAGCUGGUGGGGGGGGGGACGGGGACGGAAAGGAGGACGGGCCGACUCACAUUGAAGCGGGCUGGGCCACACGUAUAGCGGAAAAGGAUCCUGCGGACAAAAGGAACAGGAAACCGGAGGACUGUAAAUUUACCGGGUGGGAAAUGUGUUACUAACAUAAGCACUGAAACGCACCUCUCAUUCAAGGAAAAAGAAUACACGUAAAUAUUGAUAAAAAAAAAUAUAUAGCACAAGAAAUUUGUUGUGCCUGUAUUUUCCCUGAAUACAAAAGACAUUCUAAAGGAAAAAAAUAAUAAUUUGGAUACAGACUUUUCUAUGAUAAAGAUUUUAAAAUAUGAUAAUACUACAGUAUGGAAAUGUUAUAAUAUGGAUUGAAAACAGACGGGGCAAGAAUGUGGGGGAGGAGCUUGUGGGGGCGGCGGCCUGAGGACACGAGGGAGGCGGGGCUCCCAGCGAGGCCACAUUGAGUGUGUUUUUUUUUUUUUCUUUCUGAAGACAUUUGAGGAAUUAAUUUUGUAAUAAGCUAUUUAAGACACUGCAUUGUGAGACUUGAGUGUAUAAAGAAAAUCAUCUUCUUUUGUGUGGAUGGAGCGUCAAAGAAAAAAAACGGAUUAAAAAAAAAAAAAAAAAAAACUUGGCAAGCAACAAGCAGGACAAAGUUUCCCACUAGUGCCACCAUCUUCUGUUCAGCUGUUGGUGUAGAUGAAGAAGCCAUCGUGAACCGCGGGGAAAAGGAACCGGCUCUCAAUUCUUUUCUGUUCGUCGUCGAUGGAUAGAGGCGACGCGGAAGGUUUACAAGAGAGAAAAGGGAUAAAAACGGACACGGUUUAUUUUGGGUGGGGAUGGGGGGAGUUUUGUGUACCGGGCACCCCUUGAGAAAGAGCACUUGCUUUAGGUAUGAACAGUACCCCCUACGCAUAACCCACACACACAGACAGCCAUGCACACGCUCCCACACAGACGCGCGCGCGCGUGCACAGAGGCCAUAGAGCAGGUCCGCGAUGGCGCCCCUCCUGCUCGCGCCCAUCAGACUCGCGGUAAACAGUCGGUAUCGAGUUCCCAGAGGCGGCUGGUGAAAGUAGGACUUGCUGCUCGCUGCAGUCACAAAAAGUCGUGUUUUUUAAAAAAUACUAUGAUUUUAGGGUUGGAUGCUGCGCCUAUAGUAAGACCCACAGAUUGUUCUUUUUUAUUUUCGGAUGUAAAUAUAAUUUUUUUUUUUUUUUUUUUUUACAAUAUGAAUCGCACUUUGUAAACCCAAGGAAAGGUUAUACUGCAGAAUAUUUUCACUCAUCCUCUUGACCUUCUCUUAUGGAAAAUUGAAACAUGAUUAUUACAACAGCAACAAAAAACAGUUAAUUUCUUCAUCCAAAUGUAACUAAUUUAAAUACCAUGUAAUUACGUGUUCAUGGGCUAAAUACUGUAAAUAAAAAUGCAACAAAAACAUGUCUAUAUGCUUGCUUGCUUAGAGCAGCCCAGUCUGGGUGUGAUAUUUGGAUCCCGUGGACAACUUGAUUUUGUAAAUGUCUAAGUUUGUGUUUAUUACUGUACCGCGAGAAUAAUUAUUGCUAUUAUUAAUAUUAUCAAUAUCAUUUAUAUCACAGUUUAUUUUGUUUCUUUUCAUUAAAAUAAAAAAGUACAAUUUGGCGAGCAGGAAGAGGACUUGUCUAUGGCUAUUGGCGCCGCGCUCUCCUAAAAUUGUGGUAUUCAUCGAUCGGAUGGUUUUUAAGUCGUAAAUAAUGCAGGGCAGCAAGAAUCGGGAAACAGAAGACGGGAAUCCUGGAAAACAUUCUGCUCACCGAAUUAUCUAGAACAUAACAUUUUAUAACUGCUCCAGAUAGACAGUGAAUACAGAGCAAUCGGAAUGUAUGUUGUGUUGAUGCUGUUUUCCUUUUGUUGUUGUAUUUGUUGUUGUUCUUGUUUUUAAUGUGUGGAUAUUUUUAUUGCUUGUCUUAUGUUUUCCUUUUCAAUAGCAAACUCUUAUAUAUUUUCUUUCAUAUGCAUGAAAUUUGAGAAAAGUCUGCCAUACAUAUUAUUCAUUAUUGGGCAUUAAUACUGUAUAUGUAAGGGUUUUGUGUUAUGCAAUAUACGGCAAACUUGUCUUUAAAAAAUCUGUAUCUUAUUAUUAUUAUUUUUUUUUUUUCAUUUUUAAAGGAAACUAAGCCUCAUUUACAUUUCAGACAUGUACCCACAAGGAGCAAACAGGAACACACGUGCAGACACAUGUAGAACCCAGGCGAGUUCAUGUACAUAUCCUGGACAACCUCGACCCUGGAUCUGGGUUUAGGGUUUCCAGAGUAAGAUCAACAAAGGCGUCUAGUUGUUUUGUUGCUGAGUCACAUGUCGUGGGUUGCCAUGGCGCGAGGCAGGCUAGCUGGGACCAUGUCCUCGCGGUACCCCAGUUGGGAGUCUGCAUGUUGUCCCUGGUGACGCAUGACUAUCUGACCUUGUCACAGGCUACGCCCCCUCACAGUAUUCCUAAACAUUCACUUUUUUAAAACCAGGCUCUGCUGAUGCAAAAUAUAAUCUGAACAAUUUUGCAUCAACAGAUUGGAUCGAUUUUGUGAUAUUGAUGCAACAUACAUUUUUUUGCCUCAGAAAUAAUGGACUUUAAUCAUAUCGAUGUAAGAUAUAAAGGCUUCUCGGCUAGAGAUAAGGGAGGCCUGUCAUGUGAGUCGCGUCCAAUCACCGCGCAGUGGACCUUUCAGAAUAAGCAGAGAGCCUUAUAUCAAACCGCCGUGUGUUAAACCACAGUACAAAAAGGCACUGUUACCGAAAGACUGACAAGGCGCCUCUAACUUCUGCAGACCACCAAUUGCAUAUCGGCAGUAAAACACAGUCCUUCUACACUAAUACAUACCUGUAGUCUCCCUUUUCGUGUUUUCUUACAUUAAAGGGGGAUGAUGUCGAUACCUGCCUGUCUCCCCUACCCCAUCUAAACUAUCUAUCAGACAGUUGAAACAAACGUAUUUUAUAAAAAGAACCUUUUUUAAAUGGAAAAACCGUACAACAGCAAUAACAGUACACGUCAAUGAAACUAGCCAGUGUAAAAAAUGAAUGAAUACAUAUUUACACGUGUAAAUAUUUUUUUUUUCAUUUUACAAUGUUGUAUUAUAAAUGUAUAUGGUGUUUCCUUUUUCAGAAAGAAAUCUUUUCUUACAGAAUAGCUGUCUUGUUUUACGAGUUGUGUUUUAACGGAGAAAAUGUUUCAAAAAUAACGACUGCAGUGCUAGAGGAGUUUCCCUCCAUAAACACGUAGUUUAUGCCCCUUCAUUUUGCAUCUUUUUUUGUAGAAUCUUUUUAUUGUAUGACUUUUUUCACCAGUCCAUAUAUAUUUUUUAACAUGAUAUGAAUUGCUGAAUGAUGCACCUUUAGUAAAGGAUGGUCACGCGGGAGGCUGAACUGAGUGCGCCCAACCUUCCCCAGCGGAGUUGUUGUCACGCCCCCCUACCCCACCCCCAUGUACCUUUUCUAGCCCUACGCUGCUGCUAAUACUAUGUAAACUUUACAACUCUAGGACUAUUUUUAUGUAAGACAUAAAUGUACGCUUUCCCGUUUAUUAAUACCGAGUAUACAGUAUGAAAACACAAAGGCUUUGCUUAUCUAUUCUGCCCCCCCACCUUGUCUUUUUAACUCCUUUUCCGCACCCCUACUGCCAACAAACACCGCUACCCCCCAAACCCCUGACCCCGCCACCCCUCCCCACAACACGGACUAUAUUGUAAAGUAAAGGACUUUAUGAGAUUAUGUUUGAAAAUAGCUAUGCUUAUAUACCACAGUGACUGAAUGUACAGUGUAUAGAUGCAUUACCAGAAAUAAAGUUGUUUGUCAA